Molecule: messenger RNA, 1911 nt
Organism: Chelonus insularis
Lineage: Eukaryota; Metazoa; Arthropoda; Insecta; Hymenoptera; Braconidae
Gene: Mtl
Product: Rac family small GTPase Mtl
Exons: 4
Coding region: 356-943 (195 amino acids)
Biological process (GO): small GTPase-mediated signal transduction
Molecular function (GO): GTP binding; GTPase activity
Source: RefSeq, a predicted model, not a curated record
CUAGAAUGUAGUGACUCCAGUCUGGUAACUUGAAAAAGGGGAAGGAAACGAUGAUUGUUGAAACAUCUGUCAUGAAGUGGAGCUAAGUUCAAUUCGUUCUCAAAAAUUGCGACUAUCAUGGCGAUAUAGCACUUAAAUGCACAAUUUUCUCAAUUUAAAUCAUUGCCACAACACUAUAAUUACUGUUGAAUAUUUAGUUUUCAUUAUUGAAAAUUAUCUCAACACUAUACGAAAAUAUUAGUUGGAUAUUAUAGGUUAGAGUGAAUAGUUUAUCGUGGAUAAAGAUCUUUAGAUUAUUUCAAUACUGCUGGAAAUAAUUGUUAAAAUUUUUUAACUAACCUAAAUAAACAGCACCAUGAGUUCAGGUAGACCAAUCAAAUGUGUUGUCGUUGGAGAUGGAACAGUGGGGAAAACCUGCAUGUUAAUAUCGUAUACAACUGACAGUUUUCCAGGAGAAUAUGUACCUACUGUGUUUGAUAAUUAUUCGGCACCAAUGGUUGUAGACGGUAUACCUGUAAGCUUAGGUCUGUGGGAUACUGCUGGACAAGAAGAUUAUGACAGAUUACGACCACUUUCUUAUCCACAAACAGAUGUUUUUUUAAUCUGUUUUUCUGUAACAAGCCCGUCGUCAUUUGAGAAUGUGACAAGCAAGUGGUAUCCUGAAAUAAAACAUCAUUGUCCUGAUGCUCCAAUGAUUCUUGUUGGAACAAAGAUUGAUUUACGUGAUGAUCGAGAGACUUUAACGGCUCUAGCUGAGCAAGGUUUGAGCGCUAUAAAACGUGAGCAAGGUCAAAAAUUAGCAAAUAAGAUUCGUGCGGUUAAAUAUAUGGAAUGUUCAGCUUUAACGCAACGUGGUUUAAAACAAGUAUUUGAUGAAGCAGUACGAGCUGUACUACGACCAGAGCCACAAAAACGUCGUCAAAGAAGAUGCCUAAUGUUGUAAGGUACAUAACAAACACAUAAGUAAACAAAAUAGUUUAUUAUUAAUAAUCAAUAACAAAGAGAGGAAACGAGAUAUAAAGCCAUAUUGAAAGGAAUAAAUUAAUUAUCAAGUUUAUCAUUCAGUGCGCAUGAAAAUUCCUCUUGAACGCAUUUUUUAGCAGCUACUAAGUAAAUAAUUUUAGCCGCAUAAAUCCCUAUUUGUACUGAAAUAAUUUUAUCUGAUUAAACAAAAAAUCAAAUAUCUCAGUAAUUGUUUUAGUUUAGGAUAAUAACAGCUCAUAGAACUUGGUGAAUUUAUUGAAUGGUAGUGAAUUUAUUAUUUUUACAAUAUUGAUAGUUAACUCUACAUUGAAUUAUUUACCACUACGGAAAAUUUAGAUUGACUAAAAAUGUUACUAAAGAAAGUUUUUUUUUCAGGAUAAUUGAAUUUUUUUUUAAAUUAGCUUAUAUUACUUUGAGAAUAUUUUCUUUAUUAUCUAUAAUUAUUGAAAUACAUAAAUUAUUAUUUUUAAAAAAUGAUCAUAAUUCAGUGUAGAUUAAACUGCAUCUUUUAUUUUCAAUAAUUUAUUUCAGUUAUACAUAAAUAAAUGUUUCGUAAACAACGAAACUUACAAAAAUAAAAAUUUUCGUAUGAUGCUUGAAAUGGUAACAAAAUCACUAGAGUUCCAUUUUAUAUUGUUUUUCUACGUGGCCAUAAACAAUAAUUUUCCACUAACAAUUCAAGAUUUUAAAGUCUUCAAACCCUAGGUGCCAUAGGAAUAAAAAUCAAAUAUUUAAUUUAAUAAAUUUUUUACUAUAUCUAAAAUUAUUUGUAACAUUACUUGAUUGAGAAACAGUUUAACAACUCUAUUUUUGAUCUGAUUUCAUAAAGACUAUUACAAUGAGCAUAACUGCCUAAUUAUAAAGUCUAUUCACAAAUUUUAUAAAUCAAAUAAUGAAUGAAUACAAAAAAUACUUUUUCCAAUUUUU